AAUAAUAACAACAACAAUAUAUAGAUAUAUUUAGAAAAUUACUGCUCGCAGCCCAAAUUGAUGAUGGGAAGCAGAAGUGCCCUGACACCCUGACAUUGCAAAUCGUCCUUUGGGCAGCAGCAGAGAGAGGUUCCAAUGCAGGCAGGGCAGGUGACCGAGGGAACACGGGGACAGCGGGGACAGCUCGGGGACAUCCCGGGAUGCGGCUCCCGGGGACAAUUCGGGGUGCAGGUCCCAGGGGAUGAUUCGGGGUGCUGAGCUCGCGGGGCAUGCGGGCCGUGCUGCUGGCUGACACCGACACCGACCUCUACUCCACCGACAUCCCGCCCUCGGGCACCGUGGAUUUCAUCGGGAGCUGCUACUUCACUGACAUCUGCAAGUGCAAACUGAAGAACAUCGCCUGCCUGAAGUGUGGGAAUGUUGUUGGCUACCAUGUGAUUUGUCCCUGCAAGCCCUGCCUGCUGUCCUGCAACAACGGCCACCUCUGGAUGUUCCACAGCCAGGCAGUGUUUGGCAUCAACAGGCUGGACCCUUCUGGUGUGAAUGUUUUGCUCUGGGGCAACCUGCCAGACCUGGAGGAGAGCACAGAAGACACAUCCUGCACCUCUGAGGAGGAGUACAUCAGAUAAACCCUACCUGCAGCAUCUCCCCUCCACUUGUGGCCUGCUUGGGCUGCAUUUCCACCUGGUGGCCCAUCAGAGCUUUAAACAAACAGGAAAUCUGGAAAGAAAAAAUCAAAAAAAAAGGAAUUCUUCUUGCUCUUUCCCUGUGACUUCUCCUGGACUGCCUGGUGUGCAUCCCCUGAGCAGAGGCACCUUGGAAAUGCCAACACAAAGUGCAUUUCCUGAGCUCCACUUUGCUUUUUAUUCUUAACCCUCUACAGCUGAUAAUCCUUCUUUUCUUCUUCCCUAAAGCACUUUUCACAGAGCAAAACCUUUCAGUUAAAAAAAAAACAAACAAAAAAACCUUCAGGAAUAAUCAGGGGGCUCUGGAAGAGCUCAGCUCUGUGCUCCAAGUUUUGCUGCUCUGGCUCUGGGAUCUCCUGCUCUUUGCAGCUUCUCUGCACCUGAGGCACCCCAGGAUGCUCCUGAAUGCCCUGGGAAGCCUCUUGGAGCCUUCCCAUCUUUAUUUUUCAAUAAUUUCAGGAUUCUGUCCCUGCAGAGAUCGAGUUUAUCCUUGAUAAAACCUAAAUUCUGCAUUUUCUUAGGAGAAUUUUGAGGCUACAUUGGAGUUUUUCUUCAGGGCAGCAAUA
This is a messenger RNA of Catharus ustulatus (Swainson's thrush), 1252 nucleotides long. It is a transcript of the gene RUMY1, whose product is annotated as family with sequence similarity 72 member A. The coding region runs from base 270 to 629 and encodes 119 amino acids. The transcript has 5 exons. The record is from RefSeq and is a predicted model, not a curated record. NCBI's taxonomy places the organism in Eukaryota, Metazoa, Chordata, Aves, Passeriformes, Turdidae. Gene Ontology annotation, cellular component: cytosol.